Messenger RNA from Trifolium pratense (red clover), 1818 nucleotides. Its product is annotated as NAC domain-containing protein 87-like. Bases 307 to 1437 code for a protein of 376 amino acids. NCBI's taxonomy places the organism in Eukaryota, Viridiplantae, Streptophyta, Magnoliopsida, Fabales, Fabaceae. The transcript is spliced from 3 exons. Gene Ontology annotation, molecular function: DNA binding. Gene Ontology annotation, biological process: regulation of DNA-templated transcription. The record is from RefSeq and is a predicted model, not a curated record.
GAGCUGUUUACACACAUAACAUAUGCGUCUCUAUUUAAACACAUCAUAUCUUCUUCUUUCUCCUUUCUUAAAACCUUCCCUUCCAAUAUUCUUCAUAUUUCUUUUCAUAAUUUCCUCUUUCCUUUCAUUUCUUAGAAAUUUCAUUAUCUCUUUCAUAUAAGAUUCUUAUCUUUUUAAUUUAUACUAAAUUUCUCACAUAUAUAUAGAUAUACUACCUAGCUAUUAUAUCAUAUAUCAUAGUUGACCCCUCAAAGAAAAGAAAAACCAUAUUGUAGACAAUAGUUUAUUUAAUUUUAAUUAUCAAUCAUGGAAGAAUCUAUUGUACUUAACAAAAGUGAUGAAGCUCUUGAUUUACCUGCUGGUUUCAGAUUCCACCCUAAUGAUGAUGAAAUCAUUACUUGUUAUUUAAUUAACAAGGUUUUGAAUAGUAGCUUUAGUGCAAUUGCAAUUGGUGAAGCUGAUUUGAAUAAGUGUGAGCCAUGGGAUUUACCAAAGAAAGCUAAGAUGGGUGAGAAAGAUUGGUAUUUCUUUUGUCAAAGAGAUAGGAAGUAUCCAACUGGAACAAGAACUAAUAGAGCAACUGAAUCUGGAUAUUGGAAAGCAACUGGAAAAGAUAAAGAGAUCUACAAAGGGAAAAGUAACCAACUUAUUGGAAUGAAGAAAACUCUUGUGUUCUAUAAAGGUAGAGCUCCAAGAGGAGAGAAAACCAAUUGGGUUAUGCAUGAAUUUAGAUUGGAUGGAAAAUUAGCAACUUGCAACCUUCCUAAGGAUGCUAAGGAUGAAUGGGUUGUGUCAAGGAUUUUCAACAAGAACAUCAACAAUGAAGUUAAAAGGACUACUUCAAUUUCCAAUCUUUUAAGGAUAAACUCAAUAAGUGAUGAUUUAUUGGAUUUUUCUUCACUUCCACCUCUUGUGGAACCUCCUUUUAGCAAUAAUACAAUUAUUGAUCAUCAUGACUUCAAAGGCACCAAUUCAUCACCUUCAUCAUCAAAUGGUUACUAUUUUCCAAGCUACUUAAUCAACAAUGAAAUUAAUCAUGUCACAAACCAAGGAAAUUUCAAUAAUCCAAUGCAAAAAAGCACAUUUUCAUCACAUCAACCUCAACCUCAACCUCAAAUCCAAAUUCCAAAAGCACCAAUGAACAAAAAUAUGUUAACAAAUUUAUAUUCUUAUAUGAAUCAAGGGAAUAAUAAUAGCAAUGGUUACAUUUAUGGAUUGGAAAAUAAAGAGUGUAAGAUGGAGCAAUUCUCUACCAACAAUUCUAUGGUGAGUGUUUCACAAGACACAUGUUUGAGCAAUGACAUAAACAAUGACAUAUCUUCUGUGGUUUCAAAGCAAGAAAAUAUGGGAAUGGAUACAACAUUGUAUGAAGAACUUGAGUGCCCUUCAUCAAUUGGUCCCCUCUCAAAUUUUGAAUAUUUGUGGGAUAACUAUUGAAGAAUUAAUAUUGAAGAGAAGACACAUAUGAUAUAGAGAUGACAUGGUCUUUAUCUUAUUAAUUUCACUAUUAUCACAUAUCAUAUUAACUCUAGAUUUUAGAAGUUCUUGGUGAUGCAUAUAUUGUAUAGAUGUAUGAUUAUUUUAAGGUAUUUUAAUAGUUAUAUAGGGUUUUCUUUAUUCAUGGAUCAUAACAUUUAGGAGAAGGAGUACUUGAUCAUGUUCUAGCUUGUUUAUAAUAGCUAAUUGUGAGUUUGUUUUAUUAAUCCAUUAUAUAUCUUAUGUAUUUUUAUUAACUACUGUUGCUUUUGUGUAAUCCAAAAUUUGUUUGUAAUUAAUUAAUGAAUAUUAAUAUAGUUUAAUGUACUUGUUUAUUUUUCA